This is a messenger RNA of Soboliphyme baturini, 489 nucleotides long. NCBI's taxonomy places the organism in Eukaryota, Metazoa, Nematoda, Enoplea, Dioctophymatida, Soboliphymatidae. The record is from the annotation of a GenBank genome assembly.
AUGAAUUUAGGCAAGUGCAAUGGACGGACGGCACGUGCUUCAGGCGUCUUGCCGUUCGGCGCUUCUAGAGGACUGACCAUUCCGUUUCUUGACAGCAUUCUACCAAACAAUGGAAUAAGUUCAGGCUUUAGCGGUUUGCUCGACACUGUGAGAGGUGCGCUGAAUGUUGGCCGAAACUCAAACAUUUUGGGACUUGUGAAACAGAGCUCUGGCUUGUUCAACGCAGGCAACAGAGGCGGAGGGAACUACGGCGCAGGGUGGGGAUCAAAUGCAAGAAUCGUCGGAGUUCCAUUUGGUGACAAUACGGAUUUUAACGUCAAUCCUUCCAUGGGCCAGUUUCAAGGCGGUCGAUCGUUUGGAAUUCCUGGAAUUUUUGAAGAGUCUUCAAGAACUAAUUUUGAUUGGCAGCAUCUCAACUUUGCGGAUCAGAAGCGCAGGUGUAUCUUCGGAUUCUGCGCCGAUCGCGGAUUUGGAUUUGGUGGUAUAUAG